This is a messenger RNA of Symbiodinium sp. CCMP2592, 6624 nucleotides long. NCBI's taxonomy places the organism in Eukaryota, Dinophyceae, Suessiales, Symbiodiniaceae. The record is from the annotation of a GenBank genome assembly.
AUGGCCAGCUUGUGUCUGCUGCAACAGCGCGGGCGCAAGCUGGUACAAGACGUCGGCUUGGAAGAUGUGGCGGCCGUGGCCUCCACUGCCGAGCAAGAGCUUCGCACAUCUGUUUUUGAGCUUCUGGGCUCCGGUCACCUUUUGGAGGCCAUCAAUGGCGGCUUCUCUGUUGCCACGAUGUUACUCUCUGUCAGCUGCCUGCUGAUUCCCGUGUUUCUCGAAGCCUCUGGUUGCAAGGCGGGCGGGGUCCUGUCCUCUGACCGACGAGCUCUUCGCGUCGUCUGGCUUGGACAGUGGGUCCUCGCUACCAUAGACAUGACGAUUCUAACCCCUGUGUCUUACGACCUGGUGCAACAGCUGGGUUAUGGAGCGGUAUCUUCUGGAUUCUUGCUCUCUGCGCCGCAGGUGCUGCAGCCCAUGGGCGCUAUUCUGUCCCGGCUGAUCACAGAAGGCCGGAGCUACGCUUUCUUGCGCCGCUUCAUCGUGAGCGGCCUGUACCUGCAGGCACUUUUCACAUGGUCCCUAGUGCCAGUACUGCAUCGAUGCAACGCUUGGUCGAGUGAGAUUGUCCUCGGAUCUACAAUUAUGUUGCGAUCGUGUGGAGGGAUGAUGCUGAUGAUAUAUGGAGUGCCGCUGAGCACCAUGGUUUACCAGUAUGCCGCCCCUGCUGAGAAGCCUUGUCUGUCCAUUGCCCUCUACUUGGCCAUGAGCCUCGGGGUUUGUUUGGGGCCCCUGAUGAGUUCCGUCCUCUUGACGUUGGACCACUACCAGCCCAGUCAGGCAUGCAAUGCUGGAGCACGAGCCGUGCAGCUGAUGGCCCUACUGUGGUCUUGCGAAACCCUGCUGGCUGCUGCCCUGCUCCCACAGGAGAUUGCAGGAUCCAACGACGAUAGCCACUCGAGGGCGCAAGACCGCGUAGAUUCCCAGAUCGUCGAGGAGUUGCCGAUUUGGCUCCGCAAAGCUUUGGUUGGGCUGACGAUAUUGUUCUCUGCUGGACGUUCUUUGGGCAUCUCAGCUAUCGAGGUCGCCACAGCCUUGCUCCUCGAGUCUCAGUAUGGAUGGACACCGGAGAAAAUUGGUUACGCCUUAGGGGCCGUCUUCGCCCUGACAGCGUCUGCAGGGCUUCUGGUGGCCAUGCUGCGGAACACAUUGCUGUCCGAGUAUGUUCUGAUGCUAUCCCUGGCCUUCUUCAGCAUUGUCGGCUCGUUGCUCUUUUUCGACUUCGGGGGCGGAGUGCCGCAGGGCGUGCAACACAGCUCUCCGUUGUUGCUGAUGACUGCAGAUAUGCUGGUGUACGCUUGCAUGUUUCAGCUCACUGCCUUCAUGGAGGGCAUUGCGACGCAAGCCGCGGUGCCAGACAGCACCUUCAGCCUGGAAAACUUCAUCGUCGUGCGGAAUCUGGCCAUUCAGAUGCCCCGUGCUCUGGGACCCCUGAUGGCUCGCUGGAUGAUCGAUGCUUUCGGCCGGAACUUCUAUGCUGGCUUCAUGCUCGUGUUGAUGCUGGUGGCGGUGUGGGCUGUCUGUUACGCAGCAAGCCGUGCCAGAAAGCCCAGCGGGCCGAUGAGUGCCACAGAGGACCACGUGACGGAGAUGGCCAAUGCCCAGAGGAGAGCUGAGGAUGUUGGUCGAAGUCUUCAGGACCAUCUGGACCAGCUUGCCGAGCUCCGUCGGAUGCUCCGGCAGGCGCAGGCAGACUUGGCAGAAGAGCUUGCAAAGGCGCAGGAGCUGGAACGCAAGCGGGAUGCACUUCGGCAAGAACAGGCAGAUCUUCAAAGCCAGAUCUCACUGCGCGAGCAGGAGUUCCAGGAGCUGCGGUCAAGUCGUGACGACAUUGAUCGACAGCUGUCCCGGGAAGUCCUCGUCGUGGCUCAAAGCGACGGACGGCUUGCGGCACGCUGUGCGGCGUUGAGCGGGCAAGAAGACUUCACAUAUGAGCUCGAGAUGGAGCCGAAGGAGCUCGAACGGAUGACAGCUCUUGACCUCUCUCCGGAGGCGGAGUACUUGGUGGUGGCCUGCGAGGCUGACCUCGUGGUAUGGCCAUUGCUUCGGCUUCUUGGAGCAAACGGACCUCGUGAGUCCCCUCUGUCGGAGCUUCUGCAGGCAGCCUCCGAUCGUCGGCGGGGAGACGAGCGAACUGAGGACCCUGUCAAGGGGGCCAUUUCCAGUGUCGCAAGCGCUUGGUCAUCCAUGGGCGAGUGUGUCGUCUCCGACUGGGUGGGUUGCGACGGCUCGUUUCAGAUGUGCUUGCGUGUUUAUCCGCAAGGCAUUGACUGUGAGGAACGAGACUAUGAGAGUAUGAGUGCGUAUCUACACCUUGCGCUGCCUGACAAAGAAGAGGACCUGGAAGCAAAUUGGUCGUGCCCCGAUGUGGAGUUUGAGAUCGCAGCCAUACGGCAAAGCAGCAGCACUCGCAAAGAGUGUCGUACUAGAUUCCUAGACGUGCAUACAUUCACCAGGGAGUUUGAUAACUUUGGAUGGCCAGACUUUCUGCGACUGUCGCGUCUCGAUGAUGAACCUGGCUGGUUGAAUGAGAACGGUGAGAUUGUAAUAGAAGCGUCCGCGAAAUUGCCACUGCCUGGCUCAUCUGCUAGCCCAACCUUUCAUGCUGAAGCCCCUGUCCCUGUCUCUUCUGUAGAUUUGACGCAAGAGCCUUCGUUUGUGACAUUCCAUCUGCGCAAUUCGCCACCCCUGCAUUUCGACAAGCGCGUGCUUAUGGCCCGCUCCGAGCACUUCAGGCAGAUGAUGUCGGAAGCGCGCUGGAAGGAAGGACGGACGAAUGAAAUCGAUUUGACCUCUGAUCCACAAGUGGACAGCCGCUCUUUGAGCUCGGUCCUUGCGUUCCUGAUGUCCGAUUGCUUCGAUGCACACGGCGAUACGGUGUUGGCAUUUUUGGUUCGGGGACUUGCUGACCGCUGGGGCCUGCCUGCGCUUGUGGACAAGGCGGAGAGCGAGCUGGUGGGCCUACUGUGUGCUGACAAUGCCUUGUCUUUCUUCGGGCAGGUCAUGGGAACCCACGGUCGUUUGGAGCACGCUUGUCUUAGCAUGAUCCAAGCCAGGGACUGUGAACUCCUAGAGCAACAGCGUGACAGGCUCGAUGGGAUCAUUCUGGAGAACCCGUUAGCAAUCUCGCCUGUAACCUUGCAGCCCUUGUGCCCAGCGGUGGUCGACCUAGCUGCGGAAAUGCUGACGGAUUUCUUCGGAGGCCUUGGUCCUGGUCUUCCGGUUGCUGGCCCCUCCCGCUUUCAGGUCCCUUCUGUUUGCCGUGAUGAUGCCAUCACAUCCAUGAAGUGGUGGGCCAGGGAGUCGCAACCUGUUGGAGAGGCCAUGGAAUCGAAUGAGGAAGCAUCUAGCGGCAUGCGCCUGACAAGGCAUCACUUGAUUGUGGGCUCCCUAUCUGGUUGCCUUGCGAUCGUGAAUGUUGCCAGUCAAACGGAAGUCCGGCAUUUCAAUUUGGCUCCCAUUGUGGGGCUGCAGCUCUGCAAAUACCACCGUCAAGAGUGGCUACUGAUCGAGACCACUGCGGAGCCUAAGCACUGGAAGCUUCUCUUGGCCACCACGAUCGAAAGGCCUGCCUCGAAGAGCAGCGAUGGAGCGGAGCCGCGGAAACUGGAGUGGACCAUUACCGAGGGCCAGGCGCUCCCAACCUCUUCCAGCGAGCACUUCGAGUUGGAGCCCUUGACGGGAAUGCCUACGCUGUACAUGCUCCUGGUUGUGAAGAGGGGCCGAAGUGAAGCGGUGCUGGAACGCGAGAACGAAGUCUUGGGAAUGCUCGUGGAUGAGGCAGAUCCUGCAGACGGUGGAGACCACCAACUGAGCAUGCUGCUUUCACUGCCGUCCUUCCCGGAGGAUCCGCUGGCCCGUGUGGAUUUGCCGAUCAGUGCAGCCCCACCUAGCGCAGCAGGCCGCAGGCUGGUGGAUCUAGUUCUUAUUCUCGGCGGCGGCCUGUUCCUGUCGGUGCUCCACUUGGGUGGAGCCGAGUCGAAGAGCCUUGUGCUACUGACAACGGCUAAGCCACAGCCGUACUUUGCAGCCCGCAGCGGGCCCGUCAACAUUGUCGUGCAAGAAUUGGAGGUUUCCGGCCGCAUCGUCGGUGCCUCCUCGGCAUAUCCCUCGUGGUCCGGUGAGGAUGGGAGGGAAACAACCCUGGCCUUCGUGUGGACCAUGAACGAAGUUUUCCGGCUGUCUGCCUCGCCGGAGCGUGUUUGUGAGAUCCUGCAGUUCGAGUCGGUGGCGGCGCUGCCGACCCUGCUGACACAAGAAGCUGACGCUCCGGAACCUCUGGAGAUUCAGGAAGGCCCAGCGCAUGAAGUGCCUCGGAUGGACCUUGAAGCUAUGCUUCCGCUGCUGUGCUGGGCCUUAGAUGUGGACAUCGAUGUGCUAUUGCUUGAUGCAGGACGCAAGGUGCUGUCCGGCAGGUGGGAAGAAAUUGGUGCAAAAGAAGUUCGUUCGGCGCUGGCCUUGUGGGGACGUCGGUCCAGCGAAGGGGUGCCCUUGCGAGUGCUGCUGGAGUGCUUCAGCGACCUGGGGCAGCACAGCGGGACGAUGCAAGAGGUGGCUCCUGGCAUCCUGCAGGUGCUGAUGCCACACUGGCCGCAGGUGGCGGGGCGCCUUGCAGCACUCCAUGGCAUGUCGGGACGUGACUGGGAUGAGGAGGGAGCUGAAUCCGGGCAUCCGCCCACCGGACUGUCGGAUGUCGCUGGGUUCCUGUCCCUGGUGGUGAUGCUGCUGGUCGUUCUACACUGCCGCGCUUUUCGUGACGGACCUACCGAGUACAAGCGAGGCCCUCGCAGCCCCAAGUCGACGGGUCCAAGGGACAUGCGCGGAGUGGCAUGGCAGACGUGGGUGCAUGAUCACGUGACAUUGAUUGUCAGUGGCGCUCGUGGGAAACCACCGGUAAGCUUCGCAGAGCUGGCGGACGAGGUCCAGCAGGCUUUCGAUGCGUGGUGGUUGGCGCAGCUGCGCGAGGUCCGGGCGCCCGCAGCCUCCGAGCCCACGGAGUCCAGUCCACGUGCUCCCCUGCUUGCGGCGCCUCGUCCUGCCGGUGAGGCUCGCAUGCUUCGAGGCUGCUGGACGGCCCGGCUGCUGUUGCUGAGCCAGAUGGCUGCCCAAGGGCCACUGCGAGACAGCUUCACCUCGCAGACCUGGGCAGCAGGCCUCCUGCACUUCGGGGACAGCCGGCUGACGCAGGGCCUCUUGGCGCUGUUGCUACGCGGAGCCACGGUCACGACUAGCUCAGAGGAAGGCGAACUUCGAACUCUGGACCUGGCCUCCUCCCCACGCUUGGCCCUGACCUUGGCAUUCAUACUUCUGAAGAGGAGCAGGGAAGUCCCGUCUUCCCGGGCCAAGCUGGUUUACUCGGUUCUGUCGGCGUUGCUGGAGACGUGCCAUUCAGACGAGAUCGAAGGGGCCGGAGGGGGCUGGACUGCUGGCCGCGGCCGAGGGCAGACAGAUGCAGAUGCCAAGUUGGCCGGGCAGCUUGCGGGGCCAAAAGCAGCGCUGGACCGCUUGUUCGAGCCCGAAGGCGAAGGCGGCGAUGCGGAGGCUGCGGAGGCCGCAGAGGACGAGGACCAGGAGGGCUCAUGGAAGCCUUGGCUUCGGCUUUUCCUCUGCAUUGCUGACCUUGUCCGGGGCAGGUGCAUUGAGUGCAGCACCCUUUGGGCCUGGGAGCUUGAAGGUCCUCCGCGGUCGGUUGAAUUCAGCGAUCCCUUGGCAGAUGGAGGCCAGGCGGAGUCCAUGGAGAUGCAGGCAAUGCAGGCGACCGUCAUAUGCUGUCCUCUGGCCAACUGGCUGAUUCAGAACUGUCCCACUUUCACUGCGGCAUCCUGGGAGGGGCCAGAUGUCGAGGCUACGGAACCCGAGCACCGAAACUCAGGCAGCUCCUUUUUGGCUCUUGAGCCGGAGAGCUUUUUGGAGGUGUUGAGCCACGGUACUCAGUGGGAGGUGGGCGAGGACCCCACGCCGCAACAGCUUGGACAAACAGAUUGGUGGCCCACGAUGGAGGCACAGAAGCCAGAGGCCAUCCCAAUGUUACUUCUGGCCAUCAUGGCUACUCAGCGACCGUGGGCUCUGGCGGAGCAAGGACUUCAGAAGACUAACCUCGAGGCUUCCUCCAAAUGCUUCCAGGGGCAAGCCGAGAUCCUGGCCAAAGACAUCGAUCAAUCCAAGCGACAGGUGCUGGAAUUGAGAAGCUCGUUGGCGGGGCGGAAGGCUGUUCUGGAAGAGAAGGAGAAGUCAUUGAAGAUGGAGGAAACAGUUCGCGUGGAGAAGGAGAUGGUGCAGCGCGAGCAGCUGUCAGCCGAGCUGGACCAGACCCGAACGAGCUUAGCCGAAGCCAAGGCCGUCCUGGAGGUCUCCAAGCGACGCUUUGACGAAGUGGAAGAGAAGGGUCGAGAGACCACGAAGCGCCUGGAGAUGGUGCGAGAGGAACUACAUGGGCUUCGCGCAGAGGCCGAGCCUGAGCCAAAGAUUUCGACACUCUUGGACCGUGCAGGUGACUUCAACAUCAGAAUAAGGCACUCAAAGGGUGGAGGGAGCGCAGCAUUCGAGACCAUGUGGUACCACCUAGCGUCUUGCUUCAUCCGAGUGCUGUCGCUGUGGAGCUCUAGCAAGUCAAGGCCGCCGUAG